CGACAUUCAAUACGUAGACAUUACACAAAAUUAACAGGAGAAAAAGCAGCAAAAUGCAAUUAUUGUAUUACAAAAUUUUCUAUUAAUACCAAAGAUUAUGCAAAAUAUCAUCGCCACUUAGUAAAGGAACAUCCAAACAAAUUGACAAAAAAAGAGAAGAAACAGAAAAAAUUUGGUUGGUUUUGGGAUUAUUUUAUACCAAAUAAAAAUAUGACAGCAAUAUGCAACAUUUGUCGUAUGAUCUGCAAGUAUCAUAAAUUAUCAAAUGCACACUUGAUAAUACACUUAAAAGAACGUCAUAGAAUAACUAUAAGUGCAAGAACACACGGAGAUAGAGAUGACUUGAAUGACACAAACAUGGAUACAAAAAUAAAUACAAACCAUCUAGAAGAUUCA
Messenger RNA from Wasmannia auropunctata (little fire ant), 396 nucleotides. RefSeq lists its product as uncharacterized. The annotation marks the transcript as partial. The record is from RefSeq and is a predicted model, not a curated record. Lineage: Eukaryota; Metazoa; Arthropoda; Insecta; Hymenoptera; Formicidae. The transcript is spliced from 2 exons.